Molecule: messenger RNA, 1733 nt
Organism: Gadus chalcogrammus (walleye pollock)
Lineage: Eukaryota; Metazoa; Chordata; Actinopteri; Gadiformes; Gadidae
Exons: 6
Coding region: 141-1733 (530 amino acids)
Source: RefSeq, a predicted model, not a curated record
CGUGGUUAACUACGGUUAACUGUCUGCGUUCUCUGUUUCCAGGUUGUCCUGCGACAGGGCGGUGAUAGCGAUGCUCAAGGAGCGCACCUUGGGCAACGGCGUCUCGUGCCUCCCUGGUGGAGCAGCACUCCAGGGACUGGAUGCAGCGCUCCAUCGCCUACCUCUCUGUGCUCCGCAAGCUGCGGGGCCCCGGAGCGGCCCAGAAGGACGACGUGUCCCUGCCGACCUUCGUCAAGGUACCCGGGCUCACCUGGUUUGGUCGGGUGUACGUGCUGGAGGCCAUGACCAGGCUGGACGAGACCAAGGCCAGGGUGACGUCGAUCUUCGGCGACAUCCUAAAGAUGGACUCCACCAAGAAGAUCGCCAAAAAGCUCGCGGGCGCCGCCGCCGGGUCUGCCGCCUGGAUGACCAACGUUGGUAACGAGUACGGGCAGGUGCUCGUGUCCGUCCUCACCUCGGCCGAGGGGGAAGGACUGACCAACAUGGCGGCCGGCCUGAUGCGGCGGUACCGCGAAGCCGGGAAGGCCUCUCCGAGGGUCCUGUAUGUGGACCGGGACUGCUGUGCCGCCGUGGGCAAUUCUGCCACGCACGGCAUGUACCACGAGUGGCAGGAGCUGGUGGUGCGGCUGGACGUGUGGCACCUCAUGCGGCGCUUCGCGAGGGGCGUCACCACCGACAGCCACCAGCUCUACGGCCUCUUCAUGGCCAGGCUGUCCUUCGCCAUCUUCGAGUGGGACGGCGAGGACGUGCGGCGCCUGAAGGAGGCCAAGCAGUCCUCGGAGGGGAGGGACGCCCAGGUCACGCUGUCCGCCAAGGAGCUGGCUCGCCACUGUCGCCGCCGUACGAGGGGUGCGGCGGAGACGGAGCGGCUCAUCCAGGAGGUGCUGGACGCCUUCUGGCAUGUGACGGACACCAUGGGCGUCCCUUUGAUCGACCGCGCCCGCAUGGAGGACAUCUGGGGCACGCAGCGCCGCCACCUCGACUGCGUCCAGGACCCAGAGGGGGUGGAGCUGUACACCAAGACGGGAGAGAUCACCAAGGGUGGUGUGAGGCUCCCCGUCUUCCGGUGCGCUCGCGGCUCCACCUCCCUCGAGUCCUUCCACCUGCACCAGUGCCGCUUCGUUCCGGGUACCACCUCGAGUGACGUCCACUAUCAGGUGUACCUGCUCGAGGGCCUGGCUCGGUGGAACGAGGACCGCGGCAGGGCGGCAGUCGAGGGAGGACCGCGAGCGGCGCUGCGGUGCGACAGCGCCCGGCUGCAGCACAGCUUCAACGAGCUGGCCUCUGAGGUCAACGGGGUCCAGCCGGUCGACGACUUCACCCAGCCCAGAGAUGGGCACGAGGAGUUAGGGGUGGAGGACUUGUACUCCCAGUCGGGCGCUGUGCUGCAGCCGGAUCCCGAACCUCUGGAUGGGGUCGAUGCCACCUUGGGAUCGCCCCUUUCCGAGGUGGAGGAGAAGAUGGAGGAGGAGGAAGACGUCGUCGGGCCGGACGGUCAGCCCGGGUACCACCACGCGGUGGCCCUGGCCCACGGCCUCGUGGAGCUGCGUCACCACGCCUUCGUCACCGCCCGUCAGACCAGAGGCAUCAUCGCUCUCUGGGAGAGGCUGACGGAGCGGGACAAGGCGCCGGUGACCUUCACCCCCCGCCACCAGGACCGGCUGGCUAAAGGACGGUUCAAGACCAGCAACCGCCACGCCCACAUCCCGGGAGUGGACAGUGUGAAGCGGUAA